Messenger RNA from Pyrgilauda ruficollis (rufous-necked snowfinch), 1407 nucleotides. Its product is annotated as 3 beta-hydroxysteroid dehydrogenase/Delta 5-->4-isomerase-like. Gene Ontology annotation, biological process: steroid biosynthetic process. Gene Ontology annotation, molecular function: 3-beta-hydroxy-Delta5-steroid dehydrogenase (NAD+) activity. The coding region runs from base 105 to 1238 and encodes 377 amino acids. The transcript has 4 exons. NCBI's taxonomy places the organism in Eukaryota, Metazoa, Chordata, Aves, Passeriformes, Passeridae. The record is from RefSeq and is a predicted model, not a curated record.
GGAGCAAGAUAACUGAGGUGGUGCCCUGCAGGAUAUAAAUACAGGCAGGAGGAGAACCAAACUCAAGAGACAGCAAAUUCACCACCGAGGAGCAGCCCAGAGCCAUGUCCCUGGGUGGGGUGAGCUGCCUGGUGACAGGAGCAGGAGGCUUUCUUGGCCAGAGGAUUGUGUGCUUGCUGCUGGAAGAAGAGGAGGCGCUGGCUGAGAUCCGGCUGCUGGACAAAGCCUUCAGCGCUGAGGCGCUCGGGAGGUUUGACAAGUUCAAGGGGAAGACUGAGGUGAAAAUCCUGGAAGGGGACAUCAGAGAUGUGACAUUCCUGCACCGAGCCUGCCAGGGAGUGUCCCUCGUCAUCCACACGGCUUCCCUCAUUGACACCCUGGGCCUCAUCGAGAAGAAGCUGCUCUGGGAAGUCAAUGUAACAGGUACUCAGCUGCUGCUGGAGGCAUGUGUCCGCUGUAGCGUCCAGCACUUCAUUUACACCAGCACCAUAGAAGUGACAGGCCCAAACUGCAAAGGGGACCCCAUUUUCAAUGGUGACGAAGAUACAGCUUAUGAGAGCACAUCCAAAUUUCCUUAUGCCCAAACCAAGAGACUGGCAGAGGAGUCUGUGCUGAAAGCAGACGGCCAGGUGCUGAAGGACGGUGGCACGCUGAUGACCUGCGCCCUGAGAUCCAUGUACAUUUUUGGGGAAGGCUGCCCGUUCCUCCAGGGCCAUCUGGACAAGUGCCUGCUGAACAAGAACAUCUACCUGCGCUUCUCCAGGAAGGAGGCCCUGGUGAACCCCGUGUACGUGGGGAACGUCGCCUGGGCACACGUGCAGGCGGCCAAGGCCCUGCGAGCCCCGCAGAAAGCCAAGCACGUCAGGGGCAGGUUCUACUACAUCUCAGAUGACACCCCUCACAUGAGCUACGCCGAUCUGAAUUACGAGCUGACCAAGGAGCUGGGCUUUGGCAUCGAGCCCCGGCUCCCCAUGCCCCUGACGGUGCUCUACUACUUCUCGCUGCUGCUGGAGAUGGUCAGCUUCUUGCUGCGGCCCUUCGUCCGAUACGUGCCCUCCACCAAUCGCCACCUGGUCACGCUGCUCAACACCCCCUUCACCUUCUCCUACAGAAAAGCACAGCAGGAUUUUGGCUACGUGCCGCGCUACACGUGGGAAGAGGCCAAGCAGGGCACCGGGGAGUGGAUUGCCUCUGUGAUCCCCCAGAGAAGGCUGUACUUGCAAAGCAGCACUGCCUGAGCCUGAGGAGGAGCUGAAACCCAGCUAAGCAAGCAGGGCCUUGAGCCAGAGGAGAGCUGGGCGAGCAGCAGCAGCGGCAAACGACAAAGCAUUUCAAUGAAUACUUUGUGUAAGAGCCCACUGAAACCCCUCACCCCCAACCUCAGAAUAAAUAAAAGUGAAACGUUCA